Trichechus manatus latirostris (Florida manatee) is the source of this 4188-nucleotide messenger RNA. It is a transcript of the gene NIBAN2, whose product is annotated as niban apoptosis regulator 2. Lineage: Eukaryota; Metazoa; Chordata; Mammalia; Sirenia; Trichechidae. The transcript is spliced from 14 exons. The coding region runs from base 191 to 2437 and encodes 748 amino acids. The record is from RefSeq and is a predicted model, not a curated record.
GCUGGCUGGUGGGACGGACGCGGCCAAAGCCGGCGCCUUAGCCGGGCCCGAGCUGGAGCGGAGGCUGCAGCCAGGGGCGGCGCAGUCGGUGGGAGCGGGCGGGUCGGGCUUCAUGGCGCCAGCAGCGUCCGUCUGAGCAGCGCGGGCAGCGACGGGUGGCGGCCAGGCCGGGCUGCGGCUCUUCCUCGCCAUGGGGGACGUGCUGUCCACGCACCUGGACGACGCCCGGCGCCAGCACAUCGCAGACAAAACCGAGAAGAUCCUGACAGAGUUCCUCCAUUUCUACGAGGACCAGUAUGGCGUCGCUCUCUUCAACAGCAUGCGCCAUGAGAUCGAGGCCACAGGCAUGCCACAGGCCCAGCUCCUCUGGCGCAAGGUGCCACUGGAGGAGCGCAUCAUCUUUUCUGGGAACCUCUUCCAGUACCAGGAGGACAAUAAGAAGUGGAGGAACCGCUUCAGCCUUGUGCCCCACAACUAUGGCCUGGUGCUCUACGAGAACAAAGUGGCCUAUGAGCGACAGGUCCCACCCCGAGCUGUCAUCAACAGUGCAGGCUACAAAAUCCUCACCUCCAUCGACCAGUACCUGGAGCUUGUUGGCAACUGCUUACCAGGGACCACGUCAAAAUCGGGCACUGCCCCCAUCCUCAAGUGCCCCACACAGUUCCCUCUCAUCCUCUGGCAUCCUUCUGCACGUCACUACUACUUCUGCAUGAUGACGGAGGCCGAGCAGGGCAAGUGGCAGGCUGUCCUGCAGGAUUGUAUCAGGCACUGCAACAAUGGGAUCCCCGAGGACUCCAAGGUGGAGGGCCCCGCAUUCACAGACGCCAUCCGCAUGUACCGCCAGUCCAAGGAGCUGUAUGGCACCUGGGAGAUGCUGUGUGGGAAUGAGGUGCAGAUCCUGAGCAAUCUGGUGAUGGAGGAGCUGGCCCCUGAGCUGAAGGCUGAGCUCGCCCCACGGCUGAAGGGAAAACCCCAGGAGCGACUGCGGCAGUGGAUCCAGAUCUCAGAUGCUGUGUACCGCAUGGUGUAUGAGCAGGCCAAGGAACACUUUGAGGUAGUGCUGUCCAAGCUGCAGCUGGCCCGACCGGCCAUGGAAGCGGUCAUCCGCACCGACAUGGACCAGAUCAUUACCUCCAAGGAGCACCUGGCCAACAAGAUCCGAGCCUUCAUCCUCCCCAAGGCAGAGGUGUGUGUCCGGAACCACGUCCAGCCCUACAUCCCAUCCAUCCUGGAGGCCCUGAUGGUGCCCACCAGCCAGGGCUUCACUGAGGUACGGGACGUCUUCUUCAAGGAGGUCACCGACAUGAACCUGAACGUCAUCAACGAGGGCGGCAUUGACAAGCUGGGCGAGUACAUGGAGAAGCUGUCCCAGCUGGCCUACCACCCCAUCAAGAUGCAGAGCUGCUACGAGAAGAUGGAGCUGCUGCGGCUCGAUGGGCUGCAGCAGCGUUUCGACGUGUCCAGUACAUCGGUGUUUAAGCAGCGAGCCCAGAUCCACAUGCGUGAGCAAAUGGACAACGCCGUGUACACCUUCGAGACCCUCCUGCACCAGGAGCUGGGGAAGGGGCCCACCAAGGAGGAGCUGUGCAAGUCCAUCCAGCGGAUCCUGGAGCGGGUGCUGAAGAAAUACGACUACGACAGCAGCUCUGUGCGGAAGAGGUUCUUCCGGGAGGCGCUGCUGCAGAUCACCAUCCCGUUCUUGCUCAGGAAGCUGGCCCCCACCUGCAAGUCGGAGCUGCCCCGGUUCCAGGAGCUGAUCUUUGAGGACUUUGCCAGGUUCAUCCUGGUGGAGAACACAUAUGAGGAGGUGGUGCUGCAGACCGUCAUGAAGGACAUCAUGCAGGCUGUGAAGGAGGCCGCCGUGCAGAGGAAGCACAACCUGUACCGGGACAGCAUGGUCAUGCAUAACAGUGACCCCAACCUGCACCUCCUGGCCGAGGGCACGCCCAUCGACUGGGGUGAGGAGUACGGUGGUGAUGGCACUGGGGGCAAUGGCAGCCCCUGCCCCGAUGCCCCCGAAGCGGCCACCCUCUCGGAGAAGCGACGACGUGCCAAGCAGGUGGUAUCCGUGGUCCAGGAUGAGGAGAUGGGGCUGCCCUUCGAGACCAGCCCUGAGCCACUGUCACCUGCAUCCCUGGACAGUGUCACUGAGCCCCGUGGCAUGCUGGCCCAGAAUCUGCAAGCUGAGAGUCCCCCACCGGCUGGCCCCUUGCUCAAUGGGGCCCCUGCCCAGGAGAGUCCCCAGCCAGUGGCAGACUCUGAGGCCUCCUCGCCGCCCAGCUCACUCCUCUGGCAUCUCCCACCUGGAGAGGCUGCGGACCAUGAGCCUCCCAAGCCCAGUGACCAGGAGACUGGGGAGCAGGUGUCAAACCCCAGUGGCUGCUCCCCCAUCCACACGACUACCGAGGACAGUGCAGGGGUGCAGACCGAGUUCUAGGCCCGUCUGCCCUUGUGCUUUUGUUGGACAUGGCGCCAGGACGCUUCCUCCAGGGCACUGGCAUGGCUUGGCGCUGGGCGGGGAGGCGCCAAAUCUGUGCCUUACUGGGUGUGGAGGGGCAGGGCUGGGGUGGCACCUCCAGAGGUUGGGCAGGGAAGGGCUCACCCAAGUCACUUUAUUGGGUUCAGUCAACACUUUAUUGCCCCGUUUUCUGUUGGAUGAUCUUGGACACAGGGUCUGCUUUUGGGGAUUUCCUGCUGUGUUGGGGCUGGGGCACAGCUGAAGGGGCCUGGGGAGCUCCAGGGCUGCCUGUCCCCAGGACCCCUUGUUUCUUGCCCUUCUUCUGUGGCCUCGAUUUCCCACAUGGGUCUUGCCAUCCUUCUCGGAAAGAGGGAGAUAAAAGCAUCAAGUUUUGUGAUUCAAAGCCAAUGAAUUCUCUUCCAUCUCACCAGGGGCUCACUGGAACUGGGAAGACAAAUGUGAGGCCCCCACCCAUGGGCCCCUCUCCCCUCCUCCCACCUGGGCCUGGAAGGCCAGUUUCUGAGUGGACACUGACCUCACUUUCCCCGACAUGGGUGAGGGGAGGUGCUCAGUGGAGGAGGAGGGGGUGUCCUGGAAUAGGAGGACCACUUCUGGGCAGGGAGUGGGGUCUUCAGGCUGAGCCAGACUGAUGCUGGGGGAGGAUAGGGCUGCCUCAUUUGGGGGUGGUGGUGGGGGGGGGUAGGAGCAGCAGGCCUGGGAUGGAAUGAGAAAGGCAGAGAAUGUGCUCGACUGUGGAGGGGAGGUGCCCCAUGGGAAGGAGGCAGAUGACCUCUGGGGAGACAUUGUUGGGAACAUUUGGGUGGAGGCCAAGAUGCAGACGUGAGGGUUGCUGGAAGCUAGAGAGGGGCCUUUGCCUCUGCCCAACCCCUGCUCCCCCGGCCCCAGCCUGUCUCCUCUGAUUUGUCUGGGAUCUGUGGGUCUCUGGAAUUCCCUCUGCUUGUCCUGCCCCUUUUACGCCCAUAUGCUUUGGGCUGGCGCCUGAAGGAUGAGGGGAGAGUGGCAGGCUGUUGAAAGGUGGUAGGGGUUUCCUAGACUGUGCGUUCUGUCCUCUUUGGGCCAUCUCCAAGGUAGUCACUGCCUCCUGAGGGAGCUGGGUGGGGCUCCCUCGGCUCCCCAAGAUAUGGUGGAUGGCCCUGAGGAUUUGGGGGUGAGGUUAUGGCCUGAAAAUUCCAGGCCCGUUUUGAAAUGUCCUUGAGUUCCUUCUGGGCCUGGCCUAGCUCUCUUCCUCAGCUUCUUGUUCCUGGGGGUGAGGGUCAGGCCCAGGCAGCCCCACUGGGGCAGCCCCCAUCCCCCCAGGGGCCUGAACCUACUGGCCUUCACAGGCCCCCCCCCCCUUCCCUUGCUACUGCAAGGGAGGGCAGGCUGGGCAGACACUAAUACCCUCCAGGGUCCCCUGGACCGGGUUCCCCUCUCCUGCCCUACCCAGCCCUGCAUCCUCCCUUCCCUAAACCUGCUUUUCAGGGCCGAGGCCUUAGACCCACAAGAUGUGUGUGCAUCGGUGGCUGGUGCUCAGGGACCCUCCAGUCCCUGCCCCCAGCCCUAAUCUUAAAUGCAUCACUAACCUCUUCUACCAACAAGGUUUGUCUUGAGAUACUCUCCUCCAGUGCCUUCUUUCGGGGUUUUCAACCAUCCUUCCCAUAUAUUGUAUUGAAAAUAUUAUGCAAAUUGUUUAAGCUUCUACUAAUCAAUAAAUGCUUUAUUUAAAGCCG